UUCAAUUUCGCUUCCCCUCCCUCUUUCCUCACCUAUCAUUCAAGCUGUUGAUAUUUUUUUUGCAACAAAUAAAUUCAACGAAUUAAAUUCAAUUCUUUUGGCUUCUUUCAUUCCCCCUCUCAAUCCAUCGCCGUUCGCUAUUUCGUCCAUGUCUAAGACUAAGAGAGUUCUCUGUAAGUUCUUUGUUCAUGGAGCAUGCUUCAAAGGGGAGAAUUGUGAGUUUUCCCAUGAUUGGAAGGAUCCGCCAAAUAAUAUUUGCACAUACUAUCAGAAAGGAAUCUGUUCAUACGGUAGUCAGUGCAGAUACGAACAUGUUAAGGCUUCCCAAUCAGAUUUAUCUGCUUCAUCUUCGUCAACAAAGCAUCACCAAUUCGGGAUAUCUGGUUCUGUUCCUCUAGGUCCUUCAACGAGCACAUUUCGUGGUUCUGCUGUACUUUCAGCUACUUCAGCAGAGUUUCCUGGUUCCAAUGGAGGGUUCCUUCCUCCCGUCAAAAACGCAUGGAAUUUGGAAUCUGAACAUCAAUAUCUAUCGGAUGAUGGCGAUGUUUUGGAGCCUAGGAGUGGUAAUGUAGCUGAUCGUUCCAUCUGCUCGUUUGCUGCAGCUGGUAAUUGCCCCCGUGGAGAAAAAUGUCCUCGUAUUCAUGGAGACUUGUGUCCCACCUGUGGGAAACAUUGUUUGCAUCCUUUCAGACCUGAAGAAAGGGAGGAACAUAUAAAAAUGUGUGAGAAAAAGCAAAAGCACCUUGAGGCAUUGAAAUAUAGUCAAGAAAUAGAAUGCAGUGUGUGCCUGGAUCGCGUUCUAUCAAAGCUCACAGCAGCUGAACGGAAGUUUGGGUUGCUUUCAGAAUGUGAUCAUCCGUUUUGCAUAUCUUGUAUUAGAAAUUGGCGUAGCAGUUCCCCAUCGUCUGGGAUGGAUGUUAAUACUGCCUUAAGGACUUGCCCAAUCUGUCGCAAGCUAUCAUAUUUUGUCAUCCCAAGUGUGAUUUGGUAUAGCACUCCAGAAGAAAAGCAGGAAAUUGUUGAUAGCUACAAGGCAAAACUUAGGUCAAUAGACUGCAAGCACUUCAACUUUGGUAAUGGGAACUGCCCUUUUGGGACUAGUUGUUUCUACAAGCAUGCAUAUCGAGACGGUCGGUUGGAGGAAGUUGCUCUGCGUCAUCUUGGAGCGGAAGACGGGCACACCAUCAUAGCUAAGAAUAUUAGGUUGUCAGACUUCCUCAGUGACUUGCACAUUGGGUGAAUGUUCACAAUAUCUUCAACAAUGUGAGUAUGUUCACAAUAUCUUCUACAAUGAUAUCUAAAUAAUGCAAGGACCUAUAUGCAGCUUUUAAUGAAAAACUCUUCUUCGGUUUCUAGUGUUGCACUCUAUUUGAAAAGGAUUGCGGAAAAGGAGGAACCAGAGGCUGGAAUCAUGGGGGGCAUGCUGUGGUUAUAUGCAAUAAAAACUGCAUCUCUAAUAUUUAAAGAAGUAGAAAACUAUUUGUGGGGUGACAAUGCUGAGUGAUUGAUGGAUGAUAAAUGUUUGUUGAAUGAAGGCUUUGGAAUUUUAGUAAGCCAAUGGCGAUUAGUUUGAAUAAUCAAAUGAGGGUGGCAGUGUUUAUUACUUAAUGCUUUCCCUCUAAUCAGUGGAACACUCCAAAACUGUACUAUAUA
Hibiscus syriacus is the source of this 1653-nucleotide messenger RNA. RefSeq names its product putative RING-type E3 ubiquitin transferase C3H69. NCBI's taxonomy places the organism in Eukaryota, Viridiplantae, Streptophyta, Magnoliopsida, Malvales, Malvaceae. Gene Ontology annotation, molecular function: ubiquitin protein ligase activity; metal ion binding. The transcript is spliced from 8 exons. Bases 149 to 1240 code for a protein of 363 amino acids. The record is from RefSeq and is a predicted model, not a curated record. Gene Ontology annotation, biological process: protein polyubiquitination.